UUCUCACCUCCAUCCACUUCGAGCAGAGACGCUCUGCAGACGUUAGUCCUGAUCUUCUCUCAGCUCCACAUGUCGAUCAGACUGACUCGCUCCGAGUUUCGGCUCCACUCAGACCUGCAGGAUGAGGACUGUUUAUCUGGGAAUGCUGCUCUUAUUCCAAAGCGCUGUUUCCUCCUUAACGGAGUUCAGCGUUAAUGGAGAGAUCAGGAACUUUGCUGUUGGAAACGGGAAAGUGUUCGUCGUCACCGACUCUCAGCUCCUCCAGAUGACGCUCGAUCUAGUAGAGGAAAAACAGAAGGACAUACAGAACCACAGACACCAGAACCGAGUUAAUAUUUUACUGCCUUUCGACGCGAAUAAGACCCUGAUAACCUGCGGAACCUCUGACUGUGGAUACUGUGAACUCCUGGACAUCAAUGACAUCAGCAGAAGUCUCUACAGGGAGGAUGUUACAGUGGGACCAUCUGUUAAUAAAUCAUCUGUUUCUUUUCUUGUGGAUUUUGAUGAAGGAACAGAGAAAUACAUGCUGGUUGCCAGAGAAAAGGUUCCUGAUGACUGUGGCUCUGAUGAAGGAGUUUCUCUGCAUAACACUCUGGAAUCUCAACAAGGAGGAAUUUUCUCUAAAUCAGGCAUUGAGCCAACUGAAGCCAGCAUUUCUCCACAGAGUGAUGCUGAGUGGAUUGACGGCUUCCAAUCAUCUAAUCCCUCUCACUCGUACCUGCUGGUGAACGUUAAGUCUAAAACAGGUCCAGCUGUGGUGGUCUUAAGGAUGAAGAACGGCCACAGUAAAACUGAAAUGACCAGAUCUUUAGAAGGUGCAGUGCUGCAGUGCUGUGAUGAUAAAGAGCGUAAAAAGCUCUUGUCCUCCUCUGUAGUUCUCUCCUCUGGAUCUCCUCUUCUCUGGGCGGGAAUAUUCACUGCGCAAGAACCGAACGACCCCCAGAAAACUGCUUUGGCCAUUUACGACCUCAGUCAGAUCAGAGACCGAGUACCUUCAUAUUUCAGCUGUAAACCAACGUGCAGAGCUCAGAAAGGAGAAGAUGUUCUGAGGCCUCGUGCUGUGGUGCUCAAACACAGUUCAAUGUCAUCUGUAGCAGCAGAAAAGAAAGGAGCCUGGAUUGAGCUCUACAUCGGAACUGCUACUGGACAACUGCUCAAGAUUGUGCUGGACAAGGCUUUGAAUUCUGGCUGUGUGACAGUGCUGUACAGCUCUGAUGAUGGCAACAUGGUGUUUCCCAGAAUGCACUUUGACCCAGUGGAUCAUAAAUACAUCUACGUAGCUUCGAAAAAUCAAAUCAGGCGAGUAGCAGUGUCUCAGUGUGGUGUGCACAGCACUUUCACAGACUGCAGAGCUUCUCAGGACCCUUCCUGUGGCUGGUGUGUAACCACAAACAAGUGCUCCAGCAAGGUGGGAUGCUCCAACUCCAUUUGGAUCCCCAUUCCUGAAGAUUUUUUUCAGAAGGAGCUGAUCACAUUUCAAGUGGCCAAAGUCUCUGGAAAGGUCAGUCUGAGUCUCUACCUGAUAGCACAGGGCACAGUAGGUCCUCCAUUAAAAUGCAGUAUUAAGGCAGGGAAUGUGGAUCUGUGUGACAACUUGACCUCAGUUUCCCAGAACAGCUGCUCCUGCAGUUUCUCCAGCCAACGUCUGCCUCCUGAAGGACUCAGAGUCAUAGCAGCCGUCACUAUUGGAGAUCAGAAAAUCACAGAGAGCCUGAAACUGAGGAACUGCCCAAACAUCACAGAGACAUCACCAUAUGCUGCAUGUGCAGCGUGUGUCUCAGUUGGGUGUCACUGGUCUCCUGUUAGUCAGAAUUGCAGCUGGACUCAGGGUUCUGCACCACAGGUACACAUACAGGAUGCGUGUAAAGAAUUCUCUUCUAAGAAGUACACACCAGAGAUCCUCUCCGUGUUGCCUAACCAAGUCUCACUUUAUGGCAAAAACAAUGCAGUAAUAAAGGGGAAAAAUCUGGAUCCAGUUGUGGAAAUUCGCUUACAGGGGUUGAAGGAGUGCGAUUUAAAAGAGGUGUCUGGUUUCACUCUCCAUCUCUCAGGGUGGGUGAGAGCUCUGGGCUGUUCUGUGUCUCUCUCAGAGUGGGGAACUCAACAGUGGACUGUGUACAUAAACUCUCUUACCUCCCAAACCCAGAAUUCAUCAGCUUCUCCACCUCUCAGGAUGUCGGUUAUGGUUUAGUUUUCAUUAAUAUCAGUGUUGGCGACUUUUCCACAAUUCUAAAAACUCAAGUGGGACACACAGACAGUUUGUUCUGUGUGUAAGAUUCACCCUGAAUUUCUGAGUCCUGUAAGAAAAUGAUCCUGAUCAUCUCUCUCUUCUCUUCAGUCAACAUGCUUUUGUAAUUAUGUGUCUGUUCUCAGUGUUUACAUGUGCACAGUUCAGUUCCAACCUGCAUCUAAUAUGCUGCUCCCCCUCCUUUGGUCAAGAUAGUUAUUAUUAUUAGUAUCAUUUUCUUUUUCUUUCACUUUCAUAAUUUUUUUGCUAGUGCUCUAUGUGCCUGAAAUACCUAAAUGCACUCAUUUGAGGGCGUGUCCACAUAAAUUUGGCCAGUGUAUGGAAAUUGUACAGUGUUCAUUUUCAUGAUGUCAUAGAAGUAAUAAAAAAGCUAUUUUGCUUUUUAAUUUUAACAUUUGACGUGAAACCUAUAACAAUGUUUACAUACUAUUAUUGUUAAGGAAAAUUAGGUUUAGGUAGCAUGAUAUGGGUCUGUUCACACUCUAGGGAUCACAAAAUGUUUUAAGAUAUUCAGCUUCCUUAUAUCACACAUAGACAUGCAUGAAAGCAUAUAUAUAUACAGCUAUAGGCACAGGGCUUUCUGCAGUUACUCAUGUCAGAUUUCAUAACUAUGCAGGAUAUGAGGCACAUUUAAACAUGGUAUGAGUGUUCAUAUAAAGUGUUAGCUGAUGUUCUUGUGUAUAUAUUUGGGAAUAAUCGUCAUAAUUAACUGGAGUUUUGUUCAUUUAAUUUCAGUUGAUUUCUUUUGCUUCUAAUUAUGUUUUAAGAACAUCAGUUAAAACUCCCGGUCACACUUUAUUUGGUUGGUCUCCUAUAGAUGCUCUAUAGCUAGUAAAAUCAUUAACAAACUUUCUGGUGAUCCCCAGUUGAUUAUCAACAACAUUAGGGUUAGGAGUAGAGUUGGGGAUAGAUUUAUGAACUUCAGUUGAGUUUAAUGGUUAUUGAGCUGAAUGUUAUUGAAAGACAGACUGAGCAUUUGCAAAUAAUCUAUACUGAACAAUCUAAGUUACAUUCAACUUCAAGUUUAAUGGCAUUUAAUGACCAUUCAAUUGAAUGUUACUUAAAUAUAUAUACGGAACAUUUACAAAGAAUCUACAGUGGACCAUCCAAAUAAAGCGUUGCCAAACUACUCUCCACUGCCCUGAUGUCAAAAUGUGCUGGGUAUAUAAAAAGAAACAUCUAGUGCAGCGGUUAGUGGCUCAUUUAAACUACGGAGGCUUGAUUGUUAUGAAUUGUUGUUCCUAGAACACAGUAGCAAGAAAGUAGCCGUUCAAAAGCCGAGCACAAUGUUUGUCAUCAAAGAAUUUGGCCCUGUUUUAAUAAUGCGGCUACAUUUUAUCAUUAUCUUGUUUUAAGAUACUUCAGAUUCCUUUGUGUCCAUGUGAUGUAACAAUGUUUAUUUGUUGAUGCAAAAAUGUUCCUUUGGACAAGGUAAAUAUCUUUACAAUACUUUUUAAGUAUUGUAAAAAUACUUUUUACAAUACUUUCGUGCUUUUUCAGUGUAACUGACUGCAUUUAUGACCGUUUAACUGUUAUAUUAUAUUUAAUAAUAUAUUGUAUAUUUAUAUUUAAUUACAUAAUCUACUUCAUGAAAUGGGAUUUGAGAAAGCUCUAAUUGUUUACACUGUGACGAUGUAUCACCAUCUGCAGGUUAAACUGGGAACUACAGAAAGAAAUGAAAAUAAAGAAAUCAAAUUGUUUACAGACAACAUAAAUAUAGUGAAGUAGCUAGAGCUGUUAACACAUACUCAUAUAAAAUGUCCUUAUUGUAAUGAUGUAAUGACUCAAAUAAAAGGUAUAUUUGCAAAACCAACUUGA
Pygocentrus nattereri (red-bellied piranha) is the source of this 4066-nucleotide messenger RNA. RefSeq names its product plexin-C1-like. Gene Ontology annotation, cellular component: semaphorin receptor complex. Lineage: Eukaryota; Metazoa; Chordata; Actinopteri; Characiformes; Serrasalmidae. The coding region runs from base 122 to 2191 and encodes 689 amino acids. The transcript has 12 exons. Gene Ontology annotation, biological process: positive regulation of axonogenesis; negative regulation of cell adhesion; regulation of cell migration. The record is from RefSeq and is a predicted model, not a curated record. Gene Ontology annotation, molecular function: protein binding; semaphorin receptor activity.